Molecule: messenger RNA, 2909 nt
Organism: Mus musculus (house mouse)
Lineage: Eukaryota; Metazoa; Chordata; Mammalia; Rodentia; Muridae
Gene: Slc25a22
Product: solute carrier family 25 (mitochondrial carrier, glutamate), member 22
Exons: 11
Coding region: 582-1553 (323 amino acids)
Biological process (GO): L-glutamate transmembrane transport; L-aspartate transmembrane transport; proton transmembrane transport
Cellular component (GO): mitochondrial inner membrane
Molecular function (GO): L-glutamate transmembrane transporter activity; amino acid:proton symporter activity
Source: RefSeq, a predicted model, not a curated record
CUCGGUGAGCGUAGUUGUUGGAGCGGCGGAGGUGGAGGAGCAGUUGUCCGCACUCUGGGGUGCACUCAGGUCCUCAUUCCUAGGCUCCUGUGUCUUUUGGGAGUGAAACACAUCCCUGGGAAGCUGACAGGAAGAUGGGCAACCAGCUCGGUGUGGGUGGGAAUCUUGCUUCUCUAAGGGAAGGGGCUCCGUGACCCAGUGAGCUGUUAGGGAACUGGGCCUGCUCCGCCCAGGAGCUCCACAAAGGAGAAACCACUACCACCCAUCCCACUGAAAAAACGGCAGAUGCUAGCUAGCUGCCUUUGAUCAAGGGUGGGAACUGGUGAUCACAGCUCAAGUCCAGGGUCCAAGUACCACUGCAUUAAAAGGCAUCUGGCCCUUUAAAAACUGGAGCUUGCCUUCUGUGCGUGAGCAUCUGCGUGUGAGCGUGGCACAAGACUUGAAAUUGCUUUGAAGGUGAGGACAUCCCCUCCCCCACCGCCAGCCACCACCACCAGCCACCUACAUCGUCCUCAUCAGCCCCUCCCCAUCAGUGCCUCCACCAACAUCACCCGGCCUGACUCCUGCUUCACUUGGUGUAAAUGGCUGAUAAGCAGAUCAGCCUGCCGGCCAAGCUCAUCAAUGGUGGCAUCGCUGGGCUAAUCGGGGUCACCUGCGUGUUCCCCAUCGACCUGGCUAAGACACGGCUGCAGAACCAGCAGAAUGGCCAGCGCAUGUAUGCCAGCAUGUCUGAUUGCCUCAUCAAGACCAUCCGCUCCGAGGGCUACUUCGGCAUGUAUAGGGGAGCAGCAGUAAACCUGACCCUGGUCACCCCGGAGAAGGCCAUCAAGUUGGCAGCUAAUGACUUCUUCAGACACCAGCUCUCUAAGGAUGGACAGAAGCUGACCUUGCCUAAGGAGAUGCUGGCAGGCUGCGGGGCCGGCACCUGCCAGGUGAUUGUGACCACCCCCAUGGAGAUGCUGAAGAUCCAGUUGCAAGAUGCAGGCCGCAUUGCUGCUCAGAGGAAGAUUCUGGCUGCCCAGGCUCAGCUCUCAGCCCAGGGAGGUGCCCAGCCCUCGGUAGAGGCUCCAGCCCCUCCUCGGCCCACGGCCACCCAGCUGACCCGUGACCUGCUGCGGAAUCAUGGCAUUGCUGGCCUCUACAAGGGACUGGGGGCCACGCUACUCAGGGAUGUUCCCUUCUCCAUUGUCUACUUCCCCCUGUUUGCCAACCUGAAUCAGCUGGGCCGCCCAUCCUCUGAGGAGAAGUCGCCUUUCUAUGUGUCCUUCCUAGCAGGCUGCGUGGCUGGGAGUGCAGCCGCUGUGGCCGUCAACCCUUGUGAUGUGGUGAAGACUCGGCUCCAGUCCCUUGAGAGAGGUGUUAAUGAGGACACUUACUCUGGGUUUCUGGACUGUGCAAGGAAGAUCUGGAGACAUGAAGGUCCCUCAGCCUUCCUGAAAGGCGCAUACUGCCGUGCGCUGGUCAUUGCCCCGCUGUUUGGCAUCGCCCAGGUGGUCUACUUUCUGGGCAUUGCCGAGUCCCUGCUGGGGCUGCUGCAAGAACCCCAGGCCUGAGCCCAUGGCUGCUUCUCUCCAGCCUAUGGGCAGGGGCCAGAACAGGGUGACCAGCACAAGCCUGAGGAGGAGUGGUCUCUCCCCGGUCCUCCUCAUUAAGAUGGGAAGGCAAGGGGAGGGUGCAGGGUCCACAUGGGUGAUGCACACAUAAGCCCCUGUGUGGUCCUGAAGGGACAACAAAUUGGGAUCAAGGUCUUAUUUAUGUAGAAAAUGCAGAAAUCUGUACAUUCCUCAAGCCAGUUCUGUCCCAUCCUUGUACCUCAACCCAGUCCCACCUGGCCUGAACACCCCAUGAGACAGAGCUGGUCUCUGGGCUGGGGCCCCCAGGCCUGGUUUGGGCAGGCAGACCCUACCCUGUAGUCCACUGGCUCUGGUCUCUGAGGCUCUCCUGGUCUACAUAGGGGACCCACACACACCCAGAAUUAUUUAUUGAAUUUUCCGUGCCCAUGUGGCUCUCCUGUCCUCCGUCCAUCAGUCUUUGCCCCUGCUGCUCUUCCCACCUCAUCCAGGACCCCACUCUGCCUCCCCAGCCAGCCUUACAGGAGGCCUGGAGGGUCUUAGCCUCAUGUCAAGCUAGGAUUCCUAGGCUGGGUAUGUUGCCGUAAUCAGGUGUCAUCCCAGGCACCCCACACAUCCACUUCCCGCUGAGCCUUUGGACCCCCACCAUGUGGGACCCAGGUUGCUUGAGGUCUUUGUGUGCCUGCGGUGGGCAGUUGCUCCCCCACCCCCAGCAGUCAGCUGGCCAGGCUGCUUAGGGAUGGGGACCCAUAAGGGUACAGCUGCCUUUUCCCGUGGAGUCAGCCACCCUGUGCUUGUGUGCUGUUUGUGCCUCAGGACUCUUCUGCUGACCCCGUCCAAUAAUUUAGUUCUCCAGCUUGGUGACUCUUCUGAUAGAGCCCUACUCCUGGACAGAGAUUGCUUUUGGGAGGUGGAGUGGGGGCUUGAAGGUCAGGCAUGAAGGCCAGUUUAGCGUCUGGGCCUCCCAGCUCUCUGGGCCUCUGUCCAUGUUUGGAAAGCCCCACCCCUACAGCCCUGGAUCCUCUGUUCAGAAUCAAAGCAGCCCUUCCCUGCCCCGGCCAUGUGAUUGUGUUUGGUGAUUGACUGAAGUGCUGGUGCUGUGUCCCUCAAGCCCAACCCCCUCCAUGGAGGCCCCUUCCCAGUGACACUACCUGGGGCUCCAGUCUGGGCUGCCCCUAGUUCACCGUUGCUCCUGGGAGCCACCCCUCCUCUUACGUCUGUACCUUGAAAGCUGCUGCUGCUGCUUACAGAAUUAUAUUUUUUUCUUUUGAAGAGUUUUAAGAAGUUGUAACUUUUUGUGUCUUGUCAUGUAAAAAAUAAAUAAAUAUUCUAAAUAGA